AUGUCGUACGUAUAUCGUUGUUUUUUUAUUUUAUUAUUUGUUCCAUAUGUAAAAACAUGUGCCAAUUUUACUGUUCAAAAUUGUAUUGAUAUUCCAUUUGGAUUUCAAUCUAUAUCAACUAUGAAAUGUAUACAACUAGUUCCUACUCAAUUUAAUAUGCUAACCAAUUAUUCGAUACAAAAUUAUAUCGUAAAACAAAGUACGACAAAAUGUUAUGAUAUUAUUUUAUUAGAUUCUUCACCAAAAACUCUUAUUUCCAACGAAUGUACUGAUCGAUGUUCUGAAAAAUAUUGUACUCUUUUUAGUAAUCAACCAAAUACAUCGAUUAUUAAUAUAUUCUAUUCAGAAUCAUCUACAUAUGGAUUAAUUAAUUCUACAACAAAUUAUAUGCUAUCUUAUGAUUAUUUCUUAUUCGAUGCUUGUCCUUCAGGCGAUUCUAAGCCUUUACUUAUUAUUGUUUAUGUACUUGCUGGAGUUAUUGGUGUACUGACAAUAGGAGUUAUUAUUAAAUAUGCACUUAGUUAUAGAAUGAAAAAAAAUCCUGACGCACAGCCAUAUAAUUGGCGUUGGCUUCUAGCUUGGUUUUUAUGUCGCGAAAAGUCAGAAAAUACACAAAGCAACGUGCCAGAAAACGAAAUUAAACCGUAUACAAUAGAAUUUGGUGAUCAACCAAAUAUACAUACUACUCAAUUGGACUUAUCAAGUAAUUCUGGUAUAUCAACUCAACAAGCUAUGAUGUCUAGUAAUAGUCCAUAUAAUAGUCGCCAACGACAAAAUCAUAGACAAGGUCAUAGUAGUGGAAACAAUUCUGAUCCACGUUCUUUUGGUGUGUCAUCUCAAUCUAAUGGUACAGUUAUAGAUGUAUCAUCGGGUGGAGUAUAUUAUCCUGAAGAUUCAGAUGUUCAAAGUAAUAUUUCAUCGGAAGUAGUCGAAGAUCAUCCCCAAGAAUUAUCAGUUUCAUCUAUAGUUGAGAGACUAUCAUCUAAAGCUAGUAAUGCUUUAUCUUCCUUACGUGGAUAUGUAUCACUAGAAUAUCCAAUCAUUAGACUUUAG
Messenger RNA from Adineta steineri, 1053 nucleotides. The record is from the annotation of a GenBank genome assembly. NCBI's taxonomy places the organism in Eukaryota, Metazoa, Rotifera, Eurotatoria, Adinetida, Adinetidae.